Messenger RNA from Neohortaea acidophila, 1488 nucleotides. RefSeq lists its product as uncharacterized. The record is from RefSeq and is a predicted model, not a curated record. The coding region runs from base 1 to 1488 and encodes 495 amino acids. The transcript has a single exon. NCBI's taxonomy places the organism in Eukaryota, Fungi, Ascomycota, Dothideomycetes, Mycosphaerellales, Teratosphaeriaceae.
AUGCAUUCGUCGUUCUUCAAUUACUCAAUCAUCCGUCCAUAUCCAUACAAAUGGUUCACUCCGGUUGCCAUCGUGGGCCUGUUGGUCCUCGCGGUACUGCUGUCCGUCCUCAAUUUCGUGCAGAAUAGCUACACGCUCGUCGUGCAGUACUCCAACGAUCCCAACAGCACCAUCCGAGAAGGCAUCUGGUUCAACCAUUGGCCUUCAUAUCUGACAAGCAGCGUUCGCCCGACAUGCCAGCCUGCGAACCUGCCGGUAAAUUCCCUGGUCUUUACCAAUCAAAGUGGCCUAGCAUGGACAAUCACCAGCAUAUACCAGAAUGACGAGAGCACGGUUGCUUUGCCGUCACUCCCGUACAUGAACAACAUAAUAUCGGGAUGUGUCAUCCCGAUGGUUCAAAUGGAGCUGGACGGCUCGCAAGACCAGGACGUCAGCAAUCUGGAACACACGCAAUGGAACGUGCAGGUUCGAGCAUUCAUCACCUGCCACAUAUAUGGUCCCAUUGGACCCAUGAUGUUUAAUGCAACAGCCCUGUACGACGGGAUUGCACCAUACACCAUUCCAGGAAGCACAGUCUUCGUCGCCAGAGAUCCAAUAGCUCGAUCUGCCAUGUUCUGGGCCGAAUCGUUAUUGUCGGCCUACUGGACGCAACUAUCGACGACUACCUGGACCGUCGCCGAAGCAAUGAAACCAACCAUUAGCAAAGGGGUGGUCACCUUGACGCCAAGCGGAAAUAAUAACAUCACCAGCCUUGACUUCUUCGAAAUGACCUAUUAUUUCCUCACGCCAUCAGCAUCGUCCGGGAUGUACUUUGGUGGCGCCAGCGACCCCCCUCAGACCCUUGGGCAUAUGAUCCAGCUAGGUGAUAGUGCUCAAGCCAAACCGCCCAUCUGGCAGCCCGUCGACAGCCUUGCAAAGUCAAUGUACUCGGCCGUCCUGGCGGAUCUCGGGCAAACGUUCGCCCCUCCCGAGUCAAACAUCUUGAGCACCGCUGAAAGGCUCCAAUCUUUCACGGCCGACUUUCACGAAAUCGAACAAAAUUCCACCGUCUAUUUUUUCUCCCAGUUGGAAUCCGAGAGCUAUGACGCGAGGCAAGCCGGCCCCAAUCCGACAGGACCGCUGGAUCUUACGGCCUCGGUCAUCGCCACCAACUACCUUUGUCAGGUGCCCCAACGCAAGCCGCUUGGCGAUAUAGUUAUUGCAGUGCUCCUCGCCGAUCUGGUCCUCCUCCAAGCGGCGUGGAAGCUGUACACCUUUGCUGUCCGUUCCGCGCUGUUUCAGAAGCAUCCCAGCGCCAAGCGCUGCUUGGGCUGUCUGGACGAGACGCCGAGCCUUGAGAGUCCUCGUGAGAGCGAUCACUCGGCCACCAAGCGCUCCUUGAAGAGUUGCGUGGUAGUAUCGACAUUGCCAUCUACACAUAGCGAGCGAAGGGCAAGUCAGGUUGGCGGACGCAGAUGGAAAUGGAACGUGUUUGCGCGCGCGGACUGA